Penicillium diatomitis is the source of this 2181-nucleotide messenger RNA. RefSeq lists its product as uncharacterized. The coding region runs from base 1 to 2181 and encodes 726 amino acids. NCBI's taxonomy places the organism in Eukaryota, Fungi, Ascomycota, Eurotiomycetes, Eurotiales, Aspergillaceae. The record is from RefSeq and is a predicted model, not a curated record. Gene Ontology annotation, molecular function: histone acetyltransferase activity. Gene Ontology annotation, cellular component: transcription factor TFIIIC complex. Gene Ontology annotation, biological process: transcription initiation at RNA polymerase III promoter. The transcript has 4 exons.
AUGCUGAAUUCAAUUCACUUACCCUGUGUUCCAUCAGGCUUCGAGAGUUUGGCUUGGUCAACCGAUGGUGACCUUGCUGUGGCCGCCGGCGAGUAUGUUCAAAUUUUGACCCUCAAACGCCCAGAUGAAGACUCGUCGGGUCCACUCAAUAAAGAUGAGUGGAACAUCACUCGGCUUCGAGUCAAUCUUUUCACGCAGGCCGAGUGGCAGAACAUUCAGCCUCAGAAUCGAGAUGACUUCUCAGUUGGCGUGGAGCAGUCAACGAGCAAUGUUGUUGGUAUUGCAUGGUCUCCACCGGGGCUGGCUCGAUUUCGCCGGAGUGUGCUCGCUGUCUUGACAUCCAACCUGCUGUUAUCACUAUGGGAGUUCGCUGGUAUGCCAGGCCAGUGGAAUAGAGUUGCUGUCAUCAACCAUGCGUUUCAUUUGGAUCCUAAGGCACCUGAACCACUGAGUGGACUAGAGUUGCGCAGGUCAAACAUUCGGUCAUUUCACUGGUGUCCCCCUUUGCAUAUCCCGCCUCAAAAUCAAGGGCUGGCACGGGAAGCGGAAAGCCGAUGGGGCAUUCACCUUCUUAUGGUGACGAAUGAUGCGAACGAGGCUAUUCUGCUACGGGUUCGAAGAACUGCGCACGAAAAGGGGCUGUCUAUGCCAUACUCGGUGGAGAAAUUGGCUCUCCAUUCUUUGCAAGACGAGAAACAGCUUUAUCCCCAAGUCUGUUCAAGUUCCCUUCUUCGGAGAGCCAUGCAGAUAAAGGCCAGGGCCUUGUCGGCCUCAUGUGGGCCAUGGCUUGAAACGGCUCGGACUUCAGAUGAGGAUAUUUUCUCGGUCACUGCUAUGAUUGCCGUAACUCUCGGCUCCAAGCUACGAACAUUCAAGGCUGUGGUGACUUUGCAAGAGUCUGACCUAGGUCGAGGCGAAUUCACGAGUAUGCCAGUGCGCGCGAGACUUUCGGGUCACUCAACGAGCCCGAUGGUGUCUGAUUCCACGACUCGUCCAGUCAACGGUCCCAUUAGGUGGAUCUCUACCGUAAGUCAAAGGUCCACCCAUUUCAAGAAAGCAGUCCCUGAUCUUGUAUACCUCCAGACCUCGUCCACAACAAUCAUCUUGACUGCCGCGACAAAUGCCAGUCUCUUAACUAUACCCUUGCCCAGAGAUCUUUACCUCGACAAUCCUGCCAAUGAGGUCAAGCUUAACAUAGAAGAGCGGCUCUUUUCAAGCUUUGUCGAGGAGGAUGGGGAAAGACCUCACAGGUAUAUGAUGCCUACUGGCGAGACGGCGAAUAUUCACGUCGGGAAUGCUGGUGGUCUUGGAGCCACAUUCCAAGUCAACGGAGAGGAGAUCAGUCGCACCCCGCAGACUCCUUCAUGGAAUCAUUUUAUGCGAGACUCUCUCGAGCAAUUCGACCUGGAUCGUGACUUGGGAGGGCAGAGUAUUGCUCGAGUAUGGGGUCUAGCCUCCUUCAGGGAUGUGGUUGCGGUGCUUUUCUCUAGACAUCCCACAGACAUGAUCGAGUAUCGUGUGGCCUCCGACGAAAGAUCUACUAUUGCUUUCACUUCUGAAACUUCGAACCACUCUGACGACAUACACGCUCUCUUGGCUCCUAGUGCAUCGGCAACUCAAUCCUGGUCUCCGAAGGAUCAGCGUGAAGCAGUGAUUUCGUACGUGCUCUCCAGUUUAGAUUCAGAGGCGGAGAAUGAUCUAGAGACCCAGAGACUAGUCUAUGCGUCAGCCUGCUGCGCAAUUGUGGAUCAAGAGGGAAAGGCCAUUCGCGAACAUGCUCGUCUUUCCUUGGAAAAGCUGGCGGCACUCACGGGGGCCGACCUUAGUGAAGAGAUAGCCAAGUGCAACGCGGAGCCGGCCGCAGUAUCUGCUAAGACCACCGCGCAGCUUAAUGGCCCCGGCAUACAUUUGUUCGAACGAUGCGAGAUCUGUGACGCCGGUAUCUCAUGGACUUCGGCUGAUGAAGCGCAAUGUGACGACGGUCAUCUCCUUGGUUUGUUCCCCGGGCUUUUUCGAGAGCCUGGGCUAUCAAAAUACUGCUCCCUUUGUCAAGCAGAAUACAUCAACGAAGAGACGAUCGCUCAUAUCCAUGAAGGCAGCCUUAGCCCUCUAUUUAGAAGUAUCUUCGGGGCUUUCGACACAUGCCUUUAUUGCGGCGGCAAAUUUCAGGCCGGGCUGUAG